Molecule: messenger RNA, 1509 nt
Organism: Spinacia oleracea (spinach)
Lineage: Eukaryota; Viridiplantae; Streptophyta; Magnoliopsida; Caryophyllales; Amaranthaceae
Product: protein disulfide-isomerase like 2-1
Exons: 11
Coding region: 78-1157 (359 amino acids)
Biological process (GO): protein folding
Cellular component (GO): endoplasmic reticulum
Molecular function (GO): protein disulfide isomerase activity
Source: RefSeq, a predicted model, not a curated record
AAGGACCAUCGCUCAACUGCUUCACUACCGGUUCUUUUUCACAUUUUGAAGAUUGAAAACUCAAGAAAUUCACAGAAAUGGCGAAAUCUCAGAUCUGUUUCUUCAUCGGAACCCUAGCUCUGCUCCUCGUUUCAUCAGCUUUCGCCGAUGAUGUCGUUGUGUUGACCGAGGAGAACUUCGAGAAGGAGGUUGGUCAAGAUCGCGGUGCUCUCGUCGAAUUCUACGCUCCUUGGUGUGGGCACUGUAAGAAGCUUGCCCCGGAGUUUGAAAAGCUUGGUGCAAGUUUCAAAAAGGCCAAAUCUGUUUUGAUUGGAAAGAUGGAUUGUGAUGAGCAGAAAACCCUGUGCAGCAAGUAUGAUGUUUCAGGAUACCCCACAAUUAAGUGGUUUCCAAAGGGAUCCUUGGAGCCCAAGAAAUAUGAAGGUGCACGUUCAGCUGAGGCACUUGCUGAGUAUGUGAACACUGAAGGAGGGACCAAUGUGAAGAUUGCUACUGCCCCUUCAAAUGUGGUGAUACUGUCAACAGAUAACUUCGAUGAAGUUGUUAUGGAUAAAUCAAAAGAUGUUCUGGUUGAGUUCUAUGCCCCAUGGUGUGGUCACUGCAAGUCAUUGGCUCCUAUUUACGAAAAGGUUGCAACUGCAUUUAAAUCGGAAGAUGUGGUAAUUGCAAGCCUUGAUGCUGACAAAUACAAAGAUGUGGGGGAGAAAUAUGGCAUAAGUGGCUUCCCAACAUUGAAAUUUUUCCCCAAGAACAACAAGGAUGGUGAAGACUAUGAUGGUGGCCGAGAUUUGGAUGAAUUUGUCAGCUUUAUUAAUGAGAAAUGUGGCACCAGCCGUGACAGUAAGGGCCAACUUACCACACAGGCCGGUAUCAUUGCAUCCUUGGAAAACCUGGUGAAGGACUUUGUAAGUGCGACUGGUGAUGAGAAGAAGGCCAUCUUUGACAAAUUGGAGGAACAAGUUGGGAAGCUUGAAGGCUCUGCAGCAAGGUAUGGAAAGAUCUAUACCAAGGCUGCCAAAAGCUGCUUGGAAAAGGGUACUGACUAUGCAACAAAGGAGAUCCAGAGGCUUGAGCGCAUCCUUAGCAAGGCAAUCAGCUCGACAAAGUCUGAUGAGUUCACUCUAAAGAAGAACAUCUUGUCCAUUUUUGCCGCCUAAUCUGCUGGCUAUUAUGUAUUAUGAUGUUAGGCGAACAUUUAUGUCCCAAGGGCUGAUUUUGCGGGGAUACUAUUUUGGGUUGGGGAAGAGGUUUAUCAUUUAUCAGUGGUGUUCCUGGUGCACGUUGUUUGCUGCACAUUUUCUCCCGGAGCUUAACUGUAAUAUUAGAAUCUAUAGUUGGUUACUUUAGAAAUAAUACACUUGGCGCAAUGUUUACGGCUUCAAUAGCAUUAUAGGAGAAUGACUGUCUUGCUGGUCUGAUCUAUUUUGUUAGCACUGUAAUACAAAUUGAACUUCAAUAUCAUACCAACAUCAACAUGGCAUUUUCAUAUCUGGCAUAAUUGUGCUGCAA